AUCUUUCCUAUGCUAAUUUACCACAUUGACUUUUUGUUUCCAUACAUGGCAAUGGGCAUGACUCUGUGGACAAGAUAUAAGUAGACCAGGUUCCUCCUCUGUUGUCAGAGCAACUUAACUGCGGAUCCUUUAUCUGUUCCAGCAGCAUCAGGUCACAUGAUGUGUGUUUCGUCAUCAUUACGAUGUGUUGGUUUCUCGCUGGUUCCCCUUGCAAUUGUCUGUAUGCUGUCCAACAUCCUGCUGUUGUUUCCUGAGCUGAAGUACAACUUCUUAUUGGAGGGACAUGUGACCAGAGAGGCCACAUGGGCAACGGGUCUGUGGGGCUCCGGGUUUUUGGUGCUGCUUGGAGCGCGAUCUUUCGUACUGAGCAGUAAAACCAAAGGCUGCUGUGCUUUUCGAACUGAGAUGUUGUGUCAGCUGGUAUACUCCUGUGUUUGCCUGUUUGUUGCUGGCUUUUGCUGCCUGGUCAGUGCCACCGGCCUCGUCCAGGGUCCGCUGUGUCUGCACAACUCCGAGUCAGGCCCAGUCUGGGACGUCCCUCUAAAACCUCACGCAGAUCGCGAUGCUGGCUAUCUGUACAACAGGACUCUGUGGUCUGGUGUGUGUCUGGAGCCCAAAGGUGUUGUUCUGUGGAAUGUGGUUCUGUUCAGUGUGCUGGGUGCCGCCAGCGGCAUGCAGACUCUAAUCUGUGGAGCAAACAUCCUCAUCUCAUUCCUGGGAAUCAUCCUGGGAAAGGGCUUUUGCAACAAUAAGAUCAGUCCAGCUUGAGACAAGCCAUCGUGGAUCCACUUUUAAAAUUAUUCACACAACUUGGGGAACUGCCUUUAUUGUCCUUGUAUGUUAUCCUCUGCAUUUAAACCAUCCUACUUACAGUGAGAGACCAUCCACCCACGAGGAGCAGUGGGCGGCCACAGUCUGGCACCCAGGGACCAACUCCAGAUGGAGAGAUACUGCCUUGCUCAGGGGCAGACCCUAACUACUAAGCCAUUAGUUAUUUAUAAUGCUAAUUCUUCAGCUAAUUAUUCAUUUAUUUUAUUAAAAUGGAUUUCUCUGAAGGAACAUAUUUUCUGUUGAUAUUCAAGUGAAACAUAUUUCAAAUAUUUUUAUGUUCAUAGUAUCUGAACAUUAUUGAAACAGAGUUUUAAAUGUUUGAUAUUUUUAUAUUUAUGUCAGAAAACACUACUGUACUUUACAUAAAAACAUAUGUAAAUAUAUGUUAUAUAAUAUAAAAUGUACUGUAAAUGACUUUCAAGAACAUGUUAAAAUAACACAUCAUGUAUACAUGUACUGUGUCAUAAAUUUAAAAAAUAUGUGUUGUUAGAUAUUAUCGUGAGACCGACUCAGAUCUUUUGUUUAAUAAAACACGUUUAAUAGAAUAU
Molecule: messenger RNA, 1379 nt
Organism: Thalassophryne amazonica
Lineage: Eukaryota; Metazoa; Chordata; Actinopteri; Batrachoidiformes; Batrachoididae
Product: transmembrane 4 L6 family member 5
Exons: 6
Coding region: 157-768 (203 amino acids)
Cellular component (GO): membrane
Source: RefSeq, a predicted model, not a curated record